Hypanus sabinus (Atlantic stingray) is the source of this 1563-nucleotide messenger RNA. RefSeq names its product solute carrier family 32 member 1 (gene slc32a1). Bases 1 to 1563 code for a protein of 520 amino acids. Gene Ontology annotation, cellular component: vacuolar membrane. Gene Ontology annotation, biological process: amino acid transmembrane transport. The transcript is spliced from 2 exons. NCBI's taxonomy places the organism in Eukaryota, Metazoa, Chordata, Chondrichthyes, Myliobatiformes, Dasyatidae. The record is from RefSeq and is a predicted model, not a curated record. Gene Ontology annotation, molecular function: amino acid transmembrane transporter activity.
AUGGCGACGCUUAUAAAAAGUAAGCUUUCAAACGUUGCGACUUCUGUUUCUAACAAAUCUCAGGCUAAAGUUAGCGGGGUUUUCGCGCGGAUGGGGUUUCAGGCGGCUACAGAUGAAGAAGCGGUUGGGUUUGCACAAUGUGAUGACCUGGACUAUGAGCACCGCCAGGGUUUGCAGAUGGACAUUUUGAAAACCGAAGAGGUGCCGGGAGAAACCGAAGCAGUGGAUGAGGGUGACAGUCACUAUCAGAGAGACGGAGCUGGUCUGCCUCCUUCCACCUCGAAAGACGGGGAGCCGUGCACGGAAUUAGCAGCUCAGGGAAAGCCCAAAAUCACUGCCUGGGAAGCAGGCUGGAAUGUGACCAACGCAAUCCAGGGUAUGUUCGUCCUGGGCUUGCCCUAUGCUAUUCUGCAUGGAGGAUAUCUAGGAUUAUUUUUAAUCAUUUUCGCUGCUGUUGUGUGUUGCUACACGGGGAAGAUCCUGAUCGCCUGUCUGUACGAAGAAAACGAAGACGGGGAGCUGGUGAGAGUAAGGGACUCCUAUGUAGACAUUGCAAACGCCUGCUGCACCCCUCGCUUUCCAAAGCUGGGUGGUAGAGUCGUGAAUGUAGCCCAGAUCAUUGAGUUGAUAAUGACUUGCGUGUUGUACGUUGUUGUAAGUGGAAACCUUAUGUAUAACAGUUUCCCAAAUCUGCCCAUCUCUCAGAAAUCGUGGUCUAUUCUGGCCACUGCAGUGCUGUUACCUUGCGCGUUCCUUAAAAAUCUGAAAGCGGUCUCCAAGUUCAGCUUGCUCUGCACUCUGGCACAUUUUGUCAUUAACAUCUUAGUGAUCGCCUACUGUUUGUCUAGAGCCCGGGACUGGGCCUGGGAUAAAGUCAAAUUUUACAUUGAUGUAAAAAAAUUCCCAAUUUCCAUAGGCAUUAUCGUUUUUAGCUACACUUCACAAAUCUUCCUGCCAUCGCUGGAGGGCAACAUGAAGAGCCCCAAAGAGUUUCACAGUAUGAUGAACUGGACGCAUAUUGCAGCGUGUAUACUCAAAGGACUGUUUGCUCUGGUAGCUUUCCUGACCUGGGCAGAUGCAACAAAAGAGGUCAUCACAGACAAUCUCCCGUCUACUAUCCGAGCAGUGGUUAACAUUUUCCUAGUGGCCAAAGCUUUGCUCUCCUAUCCGUUGCCAUUUUUCGCAGCUGUAGAAGUCUUAGAGAAGUCCUUUUUCCAAGAGGGCAGGAUUGCAAUGUUUACUAAUUGUUAUGGGGCCGAUGGUAAAAUCAAAUCCUGGGGGUUAGCUUUAAGAUGCAUCCUCGUGGUCUUGACCUUGCUGAUGGCUAUGUAUAUUCCCCAUUUCGCUCUGCUAAUGGGCCUGACAGGCAGCCUCACGGGCGCUGGCCUCUGUUUUCUGCUCCCCAGUCUCUUCCACCUCAAACUUCUGUGGAGGCAGUUGCAGUGGCAUCAUGUAUUUUUCGAUGUCUCCAUAUUUGUUAUAGGUUCUAUAUGCAGCGUGUCUGGGUUUAUCCACUCGUUAGAGGGCCUGAUCGAAGUGUUCAAUUCGAAUGUAAGUGAUUGA